Molecule: messenger RNA, 510 nt
Organism: Papaver somniferum (opium poppy)
Lineage: Eukaryota; Viridiplantae; Streptophyta; Magnoliopsida; Ranunculales; Papaveraceae
Exons: 1
Coding region: 1-510 (169 amino acids)
Biological process (GO): DNA integration
Molecular function (GO): nucleic acid binding
Source: RefSeq, a predicted model, not a curated record
AUGUUGUUUAACGCGUUCAAGAUCCAAAGCGGAAAAUCAACUCCUUUACACCCGCAAAGCAACGGACAAGCUGAGGAAACCAACAAAACUAUUGCAUAUAUAUUGAAGAAGAAGUUGGAAGGAUACAAUAAAGGAUGGUGUGAACAAGUGCAUAAUGCAGUAUGGGCAUACAGAACGACACGGAGAGAAGCUACAGGAAUGUCACCUUUCUGCCUAACAUACGAAGUUGAGGCGGUGCUGCCAACUAAAGUAAUUAUUCCUACAACCAAAAAAGAAGCAUGGGAGAAGAAUUUGAACACGGACUUGAUAUUAACAAAACUUGAUGUAGAAGAAAAUAGAGAGAUUGCUCUGCAACAUAUGCAAAAUUACCACAAAAGGAUAGCUCGAGAAUAUAACAAGCGCGUCAAGGUAAGAGAAUUCCAUCCGGGAGAACUAAUGCUGAGAGAAAUACCGCCUUAUCUGAAAGGAGGAGACGGAAAACUGGAAAAAAGUGGGAUGGACCAUAUAUAA